Messenger RNA from Penaeus monodon (black tiger shrimp), 2847 nucleotides. RefSeq lists its product as uncharacterized. NCBI's taxonomy places the organism in Eukaryota, Metazoa, Arthropoda, Malacostraca, Decapoda, Penaeidae. The transcript has 5 exons. The record is from RefSeq and is a predicted model, not a curated record. The coding region runs from base 121 to 1638 and encodes 505 amino acids.
AUUUUUCUUGGAUACACUCUAGACACCACGCUCUUUGCAAGACAGUCAGCUGAUUGCAAUGUUGACAGCCGAAGGAAGCAACCACACCUACCCUCUUGGUUAAAUAGACAAAGGGCCAGAAUGUCACUGGAAGGUGAAAUAGGCAGUGAGAUGUAUGAGAAACUGGAGGAUAUGUCCAGCACUGAAUGGAAGAAAAGUUUAUCAGUGUCUCCUCCUGCAACAGUAAGCUGCAUAAGUGCCCCAUAUGAGGAGGAUGUUGAUCUAGGUCUUGGGGACGUUCAAAAAUAUAUAAAUGACAGUGAUAAUAAAGAGGCAAGGAGAAAGAAAUCACAUCACAGAAGAUUUACUGUUCCUGUUGUAACAGCUGACAUGCAGGAGGCUGUAGCUAGUCAGAGUGAAGACAUUAGAAUGGAUAGUAAGGCAGAGAUGUUUGCAGAGACCUUGCAAGUUCCAGUGACUCAGAGGCUCUUACACUUAAAGUAUGAUGAACUGUCAUUUGCAGACACCGAAUCCGAGUCCAUUGUUGAUGCUAGUCUCAUGUCAGGAUCAGAUAGUCAGUCUGCAUCUUUGAGACCCACAAAGAUGAAGAAGAAAUUGAAAAAGUUCAAAAGCAUGAAGCUUAAGAGGGAUGGAAGGGAUUCAGACUCUUCAGUAUCAUCAAGGAGAAGAGGAUCAACUCGAAGGGCACUUGUCAAAUGCAAAUUUUUACCAGAGGGUCUUGCGUAUAUUGAAAGCUGCUUAAAAGGCCGCAUAUUUUCUGGCUGGGUUGAUGAACGAAAAUGGGUGGAAAAUCUAGGCAGCUACAGAGACAUUGUGGAAGUGGAUGAGUGGGAAGUGGACUUCAAUAGACAGCUGAACAUCAUUAUUAGAAAAAUCCCAGGGGUGCAGGAAGGUACUAGAUGGAUCAACAUAACUGCACCCACAGCCUUUCAACUUAGUUACUGCUUGUGGGUGUUGCUUGUCCAGCCACCCAUCCCGGGCCAUUAUUGGUUUGUCAUCACUGGUGUUGCUGUGCAGCCUCUUUUUGGUUUGAAAAUUUCACUCCAAAUUGUAAGGAGUAUUGAUCCACAAGAUUACGAAUCUGCAGAAGCUCGCAGCAAAAGGAGGCAAAUGUCAUCAAGUGAGCUAGGAUAUGAGUUAGAGACAAUCAGCCAACAAUUUAUGGAUUGGUGGGAUCAAGUUCGACAGUUAAACUUUGCUCUAGUUUGGUCUGCUAUAACAGCAACAUUCACUAUCAACAAUAUCCUAGAAGCAGUCAGAUUUUGUAUAAUUUUGGUCAUCACUCUGAUAGUUGGUUUGGUAACUUUGCUUAGAGACUCUCAUCAUAUUGUGCUUGGAGUCAUUCAUGAAGCAGGCAUAUUUUUUAGAAAUUUGAGACCAUUCCUACAAUCUGUGGUUGUAUUUGUGGAAAAACUCAUAGGUGCCUUGUACCUGUUAAUAGCCAUGGUAUACAGAGACUGGAAGCAACCUAGUCCUCGAUCUGCUUCACCUUCACCAGUCACCAAGGACACACUCCAACCUUCUAAGUCAGAUCACCCUCACCUACCUACAUGUCCUCCUGCUCUACCAAGGACUGUGAGAUAUGUACCUCCGCAACAGUGGGUCUAUAAAAGGCAGACUAGUAACCCACUGCAUUGAUAGUUCCUUGAGUAUAUCGUAUUCUUUUUUGAAGCGCUUUAUUUAUUCACACAAGAAACCUUUUGAUAUUUUAAUUUUAAUGGUAUUACUGUAUUUACUACAGAAAAAGAAAUAUAUUUUCGUCUAAACUAUAAUACAACCCAGAGUUGAAUUCCCAGAAAGUGUACAUCCAAAUUGAUUACAAGAGUAAAGGCUGAAUGGUUGUGUUGCAGUCUUAAAGAACCUUGUUUUCAUAUAUUAUUUAUGGCCAUGAGUAAAUUUUGCUGUUGAUGAAAGGAAAGUUUUAAACUCGGUAUAAUUUUUGGAUUAGAUUUUUUAAUCAUAUUCAUUCAAACUGAGCUUUUGCAAUUUUGUUGUUUUGAACAUUAGUAAACCCAAACAAGCAGCAGAGUUGAGACUUUUUUAUGUUCUCAGGAAAUGGAAAAAAAUAUUUAUUUAUGUAUUUACACUAAAGUUUGAACAGGUUGAUUAUAAUGUAACUACUUGCAUAUGUGAUAUAUGAUACAUUAUGUGGAUGUGCCUUUUUACCUCAUGAUUACCUGUAGUGCUUGUUAUCAGGAGUAGAUAUUUAACAACAGACGGUAACUUUAAUUUAAUUCCAUAUGAAUAUUAUAUAUAGCAACCUAUAAAUGUGAUACAAAGUGUUUUAUUUUUUUAUUAUCUUGUUAAACAUAAUUAUACUUACGAACAAGCAAACACAUAAGUUCUGGGUCUUUUUAACAUCAUAAGAAAUGUAGCCAUUCAUACAAAACAUUAACUAAACAGAGUGUAAAUUUUUAUGAUUUGUUAUAUUUGGGCUGUGAUAUCAAGAUUUACUGUGUAAAUGAAAAGUUCAAAGUUGUUGUCAAAUUACCAAAGAUGUGAUAGAUGGUUUUCUUCAUUUAAAAAUACAUGUGUAUUAGUGUAUAUGGUUUUGCAUAUGCUUGUAGAAAAAUUGUUAGUCAUGAAUGUGCCAUAGAAUUCGAUAUGUUUUAUUGAAAUACUGUUGUUAAAUCCUUGAAAUCUAAUUUAAUUAUGUUGUGUAUGAUGACUAAAUAACAGAGAGAAAAAAGUGUUGUAUGCAUACCCAAAAGCAUUCUGGGCAAUUCAGAAUAUAGUUCUAUACAAAUAGUGAAUAAAAAUGCAUUCCUUGUGUAGUAUAAUAUAAUUUCAUGAAUCAAAAAGGAGUUUAUUAUGCUCACAGAUAUUUGUUGGCAGUAAUUGUUUUGA